Molecule: messenger RNA, 3445 nt
Organism: Dunckerocampus dactyliophorus (ringed pipefish)
Lineage: Eukaryota; Metazoa; Chordata; Actinopteri; Syngnathiformes; Syngnathidae
Product: ribonucleoside-diphosphate reductase large subunit
Exons: 3
Coding region: 848-3322 (824 amino acids)
Biological process (GO): DNA replication; deoxyribonucleotide biosynthetic process
Cellular component (GO): ribonucleoside-diphosphate reductase complex
Molecular function (GO): ribonucleoside-diphosphate reductase activity, thioredoxin disulfide as acceptor; ATP binding
Source: RefSeq, a predicted model, not a curated record
AUUUUUCUAUGUCGCGGUGGUUCCGCCUUACGUACAAAUGCAACGUUAGCGGGCUUUCGGGGGGUACACUUGGCGCGUCGUCGUUCGCGUAUUAGCGAGCUUUUCGUCUGAACUGCACAUUUUGACGUCGUGGAGAGUUGUUUUUUUUGUUUUGGAGCUGCCGCGGCUUUCUGAGAGGGCAAACUACGCCACACGGUCCCAGAAUGCAUGUGAUUAAGAGAGGUAAGAGCUGUUCUGGAAGGCCUCUUAAAAUUCUCUGGCGACCCACUCUCAUCAAUGGUCAUUUACAAAACUAAGACACGCGUAUAACAACUUGUGGGUCGUUGCGGCUCGACUGUUUAACAGUUUUUCUGACUAAAUUACAAGUUGGAACUCGCAAGCUAUCGACAGUGUUAGCUAACAGCUUUGCCUCGUCGGACAUCCUGCGCAUACACAGCUGGUAUCAGUUUAUAGCUUAAUUGAGUGACGCAGACUAGCAUCUUUUAAUUGGAAUAGUGUAUUGGAUGUAACAUUAUUGUUGUUUGAGAGCUCAUAUGUGAUUAUUUAGUGUAAUUUGCCGCAUCCGGUUUAAGUCUUUGUCAUAGUUGGCGCCAAAUCGUUAAUCCAAAGACAUUCAUGUCCACCCUGAUUUAGUCAAUCUGUCAUGUAAUUCUAAUUGGCGUGUAUUGAUAGAGUAUAAAACAUUCUUUUCUACUCGCGAAACUGUUUUUUUUUCCCAAAAAGUUUUAAUACCCUCCUAAAAUAUGUAAUACGUUUAAGGCACAAUUGUGUAAAUAUGUAUGAGUACUAGUAAAUAUUGAAACAUUUACAUGCUAGAAAUGGGUGUUUGUGGCAUUGCCCAUCGCUUAUGUGUCAUAAGUGUCUCAACAAAACAGAGGUUCCCAUUGGAAGCUCCACAAAAGUUUCACAACAUUACGAACUUUUCAUCACAUCAUUGUCCACCCCCCUCCCUCCCUCAGAUGGGCGCCAAGAGCGCGUCAUGUUCGACAAGAUUACCUCCCGCAUCCAAAAGCUUUGCUACGGCCUCAACGCUGACUUUGUAGAUCCGGCGCAAAUCACCAUGAAGGUGAUUCAGGGUUUGUACAGCGGCGUCACCACAGUGGAGCUGGACACACUGGCGGCAGAGAUCGCAGCCACGCUCACCACCAAGCACCCCGACUACGCCAUCCUCGCCGCACGCAUCGCUGUGUCAAACCUCCACAAGGAGACCAAGAAAGUGUUCAGCGAAGUGAUGGAGGAUCUCUACAAUUACGUCAAUCCUCUUAAUCAGCGCCACUCCCCCAUGAUCUCCAAGGAAACUCUGGACAUGGUCCUGGAAAACAAAGACCGCCUCAACUCUGCCAUCAUCUAUGACCGCGACUUCUCCUACAACUUCUUCGGCUUCAAGACACUGGAACGCUCCUACUUGCUGAAGAUAAACGGCAAGGUGGCUGAGAGACCGCAGCACAUGCUCAUGAGAGUGGCUGUCGGCAUCCACCGCACGGACAUCGAUGCCGCCAUAGAGACGUACAACCUGCUCUCGGAGAAGUGGUUCACGCAUGCUUCGCCCACGCUGUUCAAUGCCGGCACCAACAGGCCUCAGCUGUCCAGCUGCUUCCUGCUGGCCAUGCAGGACGACAGCAUCGAGGGCAUCUACGACACGCUCAAGCAGUGUGCCCUAAUCUCCAAGUCGGCAGGUGGCAUCGGCGUAGCGGUCAGCUGCAUCCGCUCCACGGGGAGCUACAUUGCCGGCACCAAUGGCAACUCCAAUGGCUUGGUCCCCAUGCUGAGAGUCUACAACAACACAGCGCGCUACGUAGACCAGGGUGGCAACAAGAGGCCCGGAGCCUUUGCCAUGUACCUAGAGCCAUGGCACUUUGACGUCUUUGAUUUCCUGGAGCUGAAGAAGAACACCGGCAAGGAGGAACAAAGAGCCAGAGACCUCUUUUACGCCCUCUGGAUCCCAGACCUCUUCAUGAAGAGAGUGGAGAGCAACCAAGACUGGUCACUCAUGUGUCCCAGCGAGUGUCCCGGCCUGGACGAGUGCUGGGGUGAUGACUUUGAGGCACUCUACACCAAAUAUGAGAAGCAGGGCAGGGUGAAGCGGGUGGUCAAGGCUCAGCAGCUGUGGUAUGCCAUCAUCGAGUCGCAGACAGAAACGGGAACGCCAUACAUGCUGUACAAGGAUGCAUGCAACAAGAAGAGCAACCAGCAGAACUUGGGCACUAUCAAAUGCAGUAACCUUUGUACAGAGAUCGUCGAGUACACCAGCCAGGACGAAGUGGCUGUCUGCAACCUGGCCUCCAUUGCCCUCAACAUGUAUGUCACUCCAGAGCGCACGUACGACUUCAAGAAGCUGGCGUCCGUCACCAAAGUCAUUGUGAAGAACUUGAACAAGAUCAUUGACAUCAACUACUACCCCGUCCCUGAAGCGGAGAGGUCCAACAUGCGUCACAGGCCCAUCGGGAUUGGUGUCCAAGGAUUGGCAGACGCCUUCAUUCUCAUGCGUCAUCCCUUCGAAAGCCCAGAAGCUCAGCUACUCAACAGCCACAUUUUUGAGACAAUCUACUAUGCAGCCUUGGAGGCCAGCUGCGAGCUUGCUGCUGAGCACGGCGCCUACGAGACAUACCCAGGCUCGCCCGUUAGCAAGGGCGUGCUCCAGUAUGAUAUGUGGGACAAGACGCCCACCGAGCUUUGGGACUGGAAGAUACUCAAGGAGAAGAUCGCCACACAUGGUGUGAGGAACAGCUUGCUGCUGGCGCCCAUGCCGACUGCCUCCACCGCCCAAAUCUUGGGUAACAAUGAGUCCAUUGAGCCUUACACGAGCAACAUCUACACUCGCAGGGUCCUCUCUGGAGAGUUCCAGAUCGUCAACCCUCACCUGCUCAAAGAUCUCACUGAGAGAGGACUGUGGAAUGAGGACAUGAAAAACCAGCUUAUUGCUCACAAUGGAUCAAUCCAGGACAUCCCUGAGAUCCCAGACGACUUGAAGGAACUUUACAAAACUGUGUGGGAGAUCUCCCAAAAGACUGUAAUCAAGAUGGCUGCAGACAGAGGGGCCUUCAUCGACCAGAGUCAGUCCCUGAACAUCCACAUAGCUGAGCCCAACUAUGGCAAACUGACCAGCAUGCACUUCUACGGCUGGAAACAAGGCCUGAAGACGGGCAUGUACUACCUGCGCACCAAGCCUGCUGCCAACCCCAUCCAGUUCACGCUAAAUAAGGAGAGGCUGAAGGACACGCAGACAGAGAAAGCCUCUGAGCAGGAGCUGAAGGAGCGCAACACGGCUGCCAUGGUGUGUUCCUUGGAGAACAGAGACGAGUGCCUCAUGUGUGGCUCUUGAAAGUUCCCUGUCAUUUACGAGCUAUUUCUUCAGUGUGAAGAGCAAAAUGUCAAUACUCUUAAAAUGUCACUUAAUAUUGAAUGUACAAAAUAAAAUGUUUCUAUAUACUCUAUACGUGUCUGA